This is a messenger RNA of Leucoraja erinaceus (little skate), 1919 nucleotides long. RefSeq names its product magnesium transporter NIPA2-like. Gene Ontology annotation, biological process: magnesium ion transport. The coding region runs from base 177 to 1355 and encodes 392 amino acids. The transcript has 6 exons. Gene Ontology annotation, molecular function: magnesium ion transmembrane transporter activity. The record is from RefSeq and is a predicted model, not a curated record. Gene Ontology annotation, cellular component: membrane. NCBI's taxonomy places the organism in Eukaryota, Metazoa, Chordata, Chondrichthyes, Rajiformes, Rajidae.
GGUAGCCGGAUAAAAUGCCAUCCAGGUGGUGAGGGGGGGGAAGCCAGGAUUCUCAGGUGGCGGGUCACAGUCCAGAGGGUGGGUCGCACAUACCCGCUCCCGGAGCCACGACCACGUUUGUCCGUAAGCAGUCCGGCUGCUGGCGGUAGCGCCGGGACAGCGCCGGGCAGGCGGCCAUGGCGCGGUACAACUGCUCAGAAGGUUCAUAUGUGACCUUGAUGUGCUCGACGGAUUUGUGCGAUGAGCUGUGCCACGUUGUCCAGGUGAACGAUCUGAAUGCAACCCUGGCUCUGCAGCCCCCGUGGAGAUCAGCGGACUUCUACAUCGGCCUCGCCUUGGCCACCUUCUCCAGCUUCCUCAUCGGGAUCAGCGUCAUCCUGAAGAAGAAGGGGCUGCUGCGGUUAGCACAAGUAGGCAAUGUCAGAGCAGGGGAAGGUGGUCAUGGCUACCUGAAGGAUUGGAUGUGGUGGGCUGGCCUAUUGACCAUGGGCGCUGGAGAAGCGAUGAACUUUGCUGCGUACGCCUUCGCUCCUGCAACAGUCGUCACUCCUCUCGGAGCACUUAGUGUCCUCAUCAGUGCCAUCCUGUCUUCCUACCUCCUACAGGAGUGUCUCAACCUGCUGGGGAAGCUGGGAUGUGUGCUUUGCAUCCUGGGCUCGACAGUGAUGGUGAUUCACGCUCCGCAGGAGGAGAAAGUGAAGACCCUGGAAGAAAUGGCGCAGAAACUCAAAGAUCCAGGGUUCCUGGUGUUUGCGUGCCUCUUACUGAUGGCCGUGCUGAUCCUCAUCUUCUACGCUGCUCCCAGGCAUGGACACGAAAACGUCCUGGUCUAUAUCGCUAUCUGCUCCCUCAUUGGUGCCUUCUCCGUCUCCUCUGUGAAAGGGAUUGACAUUGCCAUCAGAGGGUGUUUCGAUAACCUGCCAGUGUACAGACACCCGCUAACGUGGAUUCUCAUCCUCUCCCUGCUGGCCUCCAUCAUCACACAGGUCAACUACUUGAACAAGUCCCUGGACACUUUCAACACAUCCGUCGUCUACCCCAUUUAUUAUGUGUUCUUCACCACAGUGGUUAUCACCACCUCUGUCAUCCUGUUCAAAGAGUGGUACAGCAUGUCUGCAGUGGACAUUGUGGGCACCAUUGCUGGCUUUGGAACCAUUGUUCUAGGUGUCUUCAUGCUUCAUGUCUUCAAAGAUCUAAACUUCAGUCUCAAGAACCUGCCGCAAGCCCUUAAGGCAAAGGAAAUGGUGUCUGUGGCUCCCAUGCUAAAACUAGAUGACAAACACAUCCUAAUAGAAAGCACAGACAAUGCCGUGUUCACAGAAGAUAGGUCUCGGGUCUUUGUAAUUUAUGGGUGAAAGAGGUUUAAGUGCAACUAUGAAAGCCAGACUGGAGUGGACUGGGACACACCUAAUGAUUUGAUGCCGCAGCUCUGUGUACACAAGCAGGAUUAUUUCCUGCGAUUAAUAGCCCGGGGUUUCACGGAUGAAACAUCGGACCAGCCCACAGGAUCGCAUUCAGUGUCCAACCAAAGCCUAUGUUGCAUUUGGAAGCCGCUGAUCCAACCCAGACCAGGUCUGACCCAAUACAUCCUCUACAGACAACCACAAUCUGCACAAUCCAUGUUGAGUGGGGUUUCAAUUAGUUUAUUGCUGGAGCUUUACGCCAGAUCAGCCCUUCUCUGGUCAGAAUUGCCAACAUAUCCGGUUAUACAGUCAGGCCUGUGGCCAACUGGCAGUAACCAGGGCACUCUAAAUGUUAUAACUUUACAGCUCUCUGUACUGGGUGAAAAUCUCUCUGUUGCAAACAUGCAAUUUAUCAAAUUUACCAGUCUCUUCCCAUUUACACAAAGCUGACGUGACCAGACCCUCUGACGUGCUUGCAGGUUUAGAGUUGUUUGCCUGUUUGUUCAGGGGGGGGGG